This is a messenger RNA of Pungitius pungitius (ninespine stickleback), 5966 nucleotides long. It is a transcript of the gene map3k4, whose product is annotated as mitogen-activated protein kinase kinase kinase 4. Lineage: Eukaryota; Metazoa; Chordata; Actinopteri; Perciformes; Gasterosteidae. The coding region runs from base 225 to 5099 and encodes 1624 amino acids. Gene Ontology annotation, molecular function: protein kinase activity; ATP binding. The record is from RefSeq and is a predicted model, not a curated record. Gene Ontology annotation, biological process: protein phosphorylation; MAPK cascade. The transcript has 27 exons.
AGCCGUAGCAAUGCAAUACCGAAGCACUCCUCCUCAAUGAAUGUUGGAAAGAUGGCGACGGCAUACGCACAAGCAAGAGUCAACUGUGCCGGCGGAUAGAAAGUGCUCCAAAGAGACAAAAACGUGCCUCUUUUGCAAAGAUUUAACGGUGCAAAGUGGGUCUGAUAUUGUUUAGACAUGGUUUAGUCCAUGCACGGCCGGGAUCAAGACGCCGCUGCUUUGCUAUGGAGCCUCCGGAUCGCAACAAGACCAGCAGGCAGGCGAAGCAAGUGGAAGAUGCAUCCAAACAGAACCCAGAAUUGGAGGACUCGUGGGACUCUCCCAGCGGGGAUGACGAACCUCUGUAUGGGACAACACCUCCUUACACCUCCCGUCAGAUGAAACGCAUGUCUGGGAAACACCACCGACACAGCCAGGCAAAGAGUGCGGGUCGGUCCCCCAACAAAGUGGACCUCGCCCCCCCUGUCCCAAAAGAGAGUCCUAAGCCAGCCGAGGCCCCCGACGAGCACAGCUACAAGCAGGGCAAGAAGCAGAGGGCCACACUACGCUCCACGGAGAGAGACCACAAGAAGACUUAUGAAGGCUCCUUCAUGCUGGAUCCUCUCUCAAAGUCGAGCCCGUUCGGUGCCCUCAACAUGGAUCCCAGGAAGCAUUACUUGAGCUUGGGCUGCAGCAGUUGCAAACUCCCGGUGUCUAUGCCCCACAUUGCCCGGACCCACCGGCAAACCUCACGGACCGACUGUCCCGCUGACCGCCUCAAGUUUUUUGAAACUCUCCGUCUGCUGCUCAAGCUCACAUCUAUGUCCUCUAAGAGGAAGGAGAAGGAGCAGAGAGGCCUGGAGAACAUGGCCUUCAUGGGCCACAACAACGAGGUCAUCUGGCUGGAGCUGCAGGCCUGGCACGCCCGGCGCACCACGGGCGACCAAGACCUUUUUCUAUUCACUGCCCGCCAGGCCAUCCCUGACAUCAUUAACGAGGUCCUGCAAUUUAAAGUCAACUAUGCCAGCCUGAGAGGGGCCCAGUGUUCAGGCUCUCCACCGGUCCAGUUGGACUGUCGGAAUGUCCCAGAUUUAGUCUGCGGAGGGGAGGCGGACCCCGCCGUAGCAGUGGCCAACCACUGCGGCGUAGAUCCCUGGGGCUUCAGCGCCUAUCCCCCGCCAGCGAUGAACGCGGCGGAGCCUUUGGGCUCAGGCGACGACUGCAGGGAGCACCUUCAGCGCCAGCGGCUCGCAUUUGAACAGGUCAAGCGUGUGAUCGAGCUGCUGGAGUCCGUGGAGGCUUUGUACCCCUCGUUGCAGGCCCUGCAGAGGGAAUAUCAAAAGUAUGCGGCACGGGACUUCCAGGGCAGGGUGCAGGCGCUCUGCCUGUGGCUCAACAUCACCCAGGACCUCAACCAGAAGCUGCGCGUCAUGGCUACCGUUCUGGGCCUCCAUGAUCUCUCCCGCAUCGGGUGGCCCGUCUUUGAGAUCCCUUCACCUCGCUGCUCCCGUGGCAAUGAAGAAGAGGAGGAGGAUGAUGAGGAUGAGGAGGAUGACUCGACGGCCACUUUUAUAGCGGAAAGCGAUGGAGAGGACAGGGAGGCUGAGGACUACGAGGAGGAGGAGGAGGUGCAGGAGGCGGACGAAGACGAGGGGGAGGGGGAGAAGAAGGUGGAGGAGGAGGAGGAGGAGGAGGAGGAGGAGGAGGUGGUAAUGGUGGUGGUAUCGGGACGUGUAGCAGAGGGAGAGCUGUCUCCCUCGUUUGCUCCUAAAGUGACCCGGUUGUUGUCGGAAGAGGAGUUUCUCCCAACUGCAGCGGCAGGAAGUGCCGAGGCGAUCGCGGGAGGAGGAGUGUUCUGCCCCACAGCCAUCUACAGGCCCUUUGUGGAUAAAGCUCUGAAACAGAUGGGACUGCGUAAACUGAUCCUCAGACUGCACAAGCUGAUGGACCGCUCUCUGCAGAGGUCCAGAGCAGCGCUGCUCCGCCACACCCCUGAGCUGGAGUUUGCAGACUUCCCAGACCCCAUGCUGUACAGUGAUUACCUGCCAGAGCUUUCCCGCCAUGUGUCCUGCAGUUGUCCGGCUCAUCCGGAGCUCGGAGCGGACCAGGUCUCCUGGGAGGAUUUGCUGGACAUGGACCUCCCAUCCUUUCGGCCAGCGUUCCUCGUGCUCUGCAGAGUCCUUCUCAACGUCAUUCAUGAAUGCCUUAAACUGCGACUUGAACAGAGGCCCGCUGGAGAGCCCUCACUGCUCAGCAUCAAACAGUUGGUGCGUGAGUGUAAGGAGGUUCUGAAGGGUGGACUUCUGAUGAAGCAGUAUUAUCAGUUCAUGCUGCGCGGCGUGGUCACUGAUGCUCAGGGCCUGCAGACAAAUGCCAAUAUCGAUGAGUUUGAAGAGGACCUUCACAAGAUGCUCUUAGUCUACUUUGACUACAUGCAUAGCUGGAUCCAGAUGUUGCAGCAGCUGCCCCAGGCAUCUCACAGCUUAAAGAACCUGUUGGAGGAGGAGUGGAACUUCACCAAGGUCAUCACGCCUUACAUCCGUGGAGGGGAGGCCCAGUCUGGGAAGCUUUUCUGCGAUAUCGCCGGGAUGCUGCUUAAGUCCACGGGAGAGUUUCUUGAUGCCGGCUUGCAAAAGAGUGGUAAUGAAUCCUGGGAGUGUGCAGAUGACAGCACCGCCUCAGAUGAGAUCAGACGGUCCGUCAUCGAAACGAGCCGGUCGCUUAAAGAGCUGUUUCACGAGGCCAGGGAGCGAGCGUCUAAGGCUCUGGGCUUUGCCAAAAUGCUUCGCAAGGACUUAGAAGUUGCUGCAGUUUUCAGUUUCACCAAUGGGGUGACUUGUCUCCUGGAUGCUCUGAAGAAGGGACACUAUGUCAAGGUACAGAUUCCGGGCCUGGAGGAGCUGCAAGUUUUUGUGCCGUGUGGCCUGAUGGACCAGCGGCCUGUCAUCCUGCAGCUUCUCAAUGCCGCCGUGGGGAAAGACUGCUCCAAAGAGCCCGACGAAAUUGCAGAGGACGACGCCUACCUGCUCAUGAGUAAACACGGAGCAGGCGUCUCCGCUACGGAUUCUGACUGGGCUCAGUGGGACGGAGAGCUGAUCAAACUGGUCCCGCAGAUGGAAACUGUGGACACCUUAAGAGCCAUGAAGGUGGAGAACAUGCUCUUGAUAGUGAUGCAGUCGGCGCAUCUGGUGGCCCAGCGAAAGGCCUUUCAGCAAUCCAUGGAGGAUGUCCUCACCCUUAGCCGGGAGCAAACGUCGAGUCAGCCUCUCAUCGCCAGUGCUCUGGAGGAGCUCAAGGAUGAGGCGCUACAACUGUGCAUUAAGAUCAGCACCUCCAUCGACCGAGUGGAGUACAUGUUCACCACGGAGUUUGAGGCCGAGGUGGAGGAGUCGGAGUCUGCGACUCUGCAUCAGUACUACAGAGAGGCCAUGAUACAGGGCUACAAUUUUGCCUUUGAGUACCACAAGGAGGUUGUGCGCCUCAUGUCAGGGGAGUUCAGGCAGAGGAUUGGGGAUCGCUACAUAACGUUUGCCCGCAAAUGGAUGACCUAUGUCUUGACCAAAUGUGAGAGUGGCAGGGGUACCAAGCCCAGGUGGGCGACGCAGGGCUUUGAUUUUCUGCAGGCUAUCGAACCUGCCUUCAUAUCAGCAUUGCCAGAGGACGACUUCCUGAAUUUACAAGCCUUGAUGAAUGAAUGUAUUGGACAUGUGAUUGGAAAACCGCAUAGCCCAGUCACUGGCCUGUACAUCGCUCCCAGGAAUAGUCCUCGUCCCGUAAAGGUCCCUCGCUGCCACAGCGACCCACCAAACCCCAAUCUGUUUAUCCCUAAUAAUGAAGGUUUCAGCUCUCGGAGUCUCCCCUGCGACCUCCGGAACCAGCUGUUCCCCAACGGCCCCCGCCCCGUCCCUCAGGGUCCGGGGGAACACGGCCACGCCAAAGCACCCAGCAGCAGCCCCAAUGACGUCAGGGGAUCCAGUUACCAUGAAAACGACCGCCUGUCGUCUGUCGCAGCAGAGUUGCAUUUCAAAUCUCUGAGUCGGCACUCCAGCCCCACAGAGGACAAAGAAGAGCCAUCCUAUCCCAAGGGAGACGCCAACAGCACCGCUCGUCGAAGCUGGGAGCUCCGCACCUUCAUCAGCCAGUCCAAGGACACUGCGGCGCGGCAAAGCCCCAUGGAGGCUGUCCGCCGCUCCAUCCGCAAGUUUGAGGACAAGCGGUACGCUGUGAUGAAGCAGCGCAACAUCAUAGGCCAAGUGUGCCACACACCAAAGUCCUACGACAAUGUCAUGCACGUUGGGCUCAGAAAGGUGACCUUCAAGUGGCAGAGGGGCAACAAGAUAGGCGAGGGCCAAUAUGGAAAGGUGUACACCUGCAUCAACGUGGACACUGGUGAACUAAUGGCUAUGAAGGAGAUCCGAUUUCAGCCAAACGAUCACAAAACAAUCAAAGAGACUGCGGAUGAGCUGAAAAUUUUUGAAGGCAUUAAACAUCCCAACUUGGUGCGGUACUUUGGAGUCGAGCUCCAUCGGGAGGAGAUGUACAUCUUCAUGGAGUACUGUGACGAGGGCACUCUGGAGGAGGUGUCCCGCCUAGGGCUGCAGGAGCAUGUCAUCAGGCUCUAUAGCAAACAAAUCACUACAGCCAUCAACGUCCUCCAUGAACACGGCAUAGUCCACCGUGACAUCAAGGGAGCCAACAUCUUUUUGACAUCAUCAGGCCUGAUUAAGCUCGGCGACUUUGGCUGUUCAGUCAAGUUGAGGAACAACACUCACACCAUGCCAGGGGAGGUGAACAGCACACUGGGAACUGCGGCGUACAUGGCCCCCGAAGUCAUCACCAGAGCAAAGGGUGAAGGUCAUGGACGAGCAGCGGACAUCUGGAGUUUGGGUUGCGUUCUCAUUGAGAUGGUGACUGGAAAGAGGCCCUGGCACGAGUAUGAGCACAACUUCCAGAUCAUGUACAAAGUGGGCAUGGGCCACAAACCCCCCAUCCCGGAGAAGCUGAGCACAGAAGGGAAGGACUUCCUCGGUCACUGUCUGGAGAGCGAACCCAAGCGCCGCUGGACAGCCAGCAUGCUACUAGACCACCCGUUCGUCAAGGUUUGUACGGAUGAAGAGUGAACAGACGUUCUCUGCGACUUUUACGUUUACAAAUGAAAGCACUACUGUACAUGCUGUUGGACAAAGGAAAAAAGAACUAUGGAUGCCGACGAGAGAAGGUUACGGCUGAAGGCACAUGGAGUUAAACUGAGGAACCAUUUCAGAGGACGACUGGACCUGUGGAGUUUAGGCUUGUCUUUAUGUAUCCAUGGACUGGAGGAGGAGGAGGAAGGGUGGGACUGUACAUAUUGUAAGAAUAGGAUUGGCUUUAAUUCUUGUAUAAACCAUAUUGUAAAGUUAAAGUAACUAUUACCACAUUCGUUGUCCUCACUGGUGAAGCAAUACUUCUCAAAAAGCAUUGUGGGUGUAUACUUUGGUAUACUUUUUUUUUUUUUUUUUAAACAAAUGUGGGGAGACGAUAUCUAUGGCACUUUUAAACUGUUUACCCAAGGGACUGUUGAGUAGUGGAGGGAGGCUGAACAAGGUGUGGGAAGUCUCACUGAACCGAAAGAGAGGCUGGUCCACCUUUUAUGAAAUGAACACCACAAAAUAAAUCCCUUGUCAUCUGGCAAGCGCAGGCACUAGGAAGGACUUUUCUUACGUCUUUUUUUUUUCUUUGCCUCUGCUGAGAAGUCAAUGUCGAGUUGGAGCGAUGUUCAAGUCUGCUGGUCGCCGUUAGAGGGCUGUUCACGUGACUGGAGCGCAGCCAACUAAGGAGAAACGGGCCGGCGCUCCCUCCCUGCUGCUGCACACAAAAAACACACCCACAUAACCAAACACUGACGCACACACACACACACACCACAACGUCUGGUCCUCUGCUGCUCUGUCAGUGUUUGCUAUGUACAAACAAUAUUAAUAAACCAAUCUUUUUCUUUUUUAAUGAAA